GGAUGAUUUCACCCGGUUUCCUGCGCCCUGGGCGCACGGAGAGCGCAUAUAAGGCGGAGGGACCAGAGCGCUUGGCACAACCUCUGGGUCUCGGCACGUCUCCAGGAUGCAGCUCCCACUAGUUAUUCUGGCCGGCAUGGCCCUCCUGUGCGUGGCCGACCCGCUGCGCUGCCCCACCAGCUCCCGUGUGGCCCAUCUCUCUGCCGACUUUGGGGUGAAGGUUUUCCGGGAGGUGGCCAAGGCAUCCCCGGAUCGUAACGUGGCCUUCUCCCCUUUCGGGGUGGCUUCUGUGCUGGCCAUGCUGCAGAUGGCAGCUGCUGGGGAGAGCCGGAGUCAGAUCAAGGCAGCCAUGGAGUACGGGGUCAAUGAACGGGGCGUCCCCCAGGCCCUGCGGUGGCUGCGCAAGGAGCUGACGGCCCCGAAGAACCAGGACAAGGUGGACGUUGCCGACGCGCUCUUCGUGCAGCGGGACCUGGGGCUGGCCCCCGGGUUCAUGAAGACGUUCGCCCGUGCCUUCCGCCAGACCGUCAAACAGGUCAACUUCACGGAGGGCGAGCGGGCUCGCUUCAUCAUCAAUGCCUGGGUCCAGGACAGCACCCACGGGAUGAUCAAUGACUUCCUGGGGCCGGGCACCGUGGACGACCUGACCCGCCUGGUGCUGGUGAACGCGGUGUAUUUCAAGGGGCUCUGGAAGCUGCCCUUCCCGGAGGCGGCCACGCGCUGGCGCGUCUUCCACAAGUCGGACGGGAGCAGCGCGGUGGUGCCCAUGAUGGAGCAGACGGCCAAGUUCAACUACGGCGAGUUCUCCACCCCGGACCAAGUGGACUACGAUGUAGUGGAGCUGCCGUACCAUGGGGAAACGCUCAGCAUGCUCAUCGCCGCCCCUUACCGCCGAGAGGUGCCCCUGGCUGCCCUGACCCAGGCCCUCGAUGCCCGGCUGGUGGGCGAGUGGAAGACGAACAUGACCCGAGUGCCCAGGCUGCUCGUGCUUCCCAAGUUCUCCCUGGAGAGCGAAUCUGACCUGCGCCGGCCCCUUCAGCAGCUGGGCGUGAGGGACGUCUUCAACCCCAGCGCCGCGGACUUCACCAGCCUCUCAGCCGAGGAGUCUCUGUACGUGGCCCAGGCCCUGCAGAAGGUGAAGAUUGAGGUGAAUGAGAGCGGCACCAAAGCCUCCUCCGCUACAGCCGCCAUCCUCUACGCCCGGAUGGCCCCCCUGGAGAUCAUUAUGGACCGGCCCUUCCUCUUCGUGGUGCGGCACAACCCCACAGGUGCCAUCCUCUUCAUGGGACAGGUGAUGGAGCCCUGAGCGCAGGGACCCCCCUGCGCUAGGAGCAAACUGGGAAGCGAGCCCAUCUCCGGGGGCGGGGGCUCCGCCCCACCCACCCCUCCCAGCCUGAGGAGGAGGUGCCUAUCCUGUUCAGUUUGACUCUCUCUGGGGGUGCCCCCCUGCUCCCCCCCAUGGAUUUCAAGGCAGCAGGCCCCUCAAGGGGGCCCAUGCCACCCAGCAGUAGCACCAUGUAGGACUGCAGUCGCUGGGCUGUCCCUGAUGGCCGGAAAUCCCAGGUAUGCUGUCGCCCUGUGGGGCCCAGCCUGUGGCUCGCAUCUACCCCACAGUGACUCAAUUCCCCUGGACCUACCAUGCCUGGGCCCUAGGACUUGCUUGGAUUCCAAUGGGUUUGCACUGGAGGCUGCUACCUCACCCUCUCCUCUGGGGGGGUGUCAGGAACCCUCUUCUCGGUCGGGGGGCUGGGCAUGAAUGUAUGGGAGAGUAAUAUAUUGUAGAGGAGAUAAUAUAUUCCUAGCUUUGUUUGCAUUUGAGGGGGUGGGUGGGUGAGGGGGGUGCCCCAAAGGGGCGGCCAGAGCAAUGCCGUUCUAACCUUUUGUUCACUGUAGAAGCACGAACUCCCCGUUUCUUCCCCAAGAGCUGCUCUUCCGCCAGCUCGGUGCGAGCCCCAGGCCGCCUCUAGGCCUGUGUCGCUCCCCCGCCGUGCAGGAAGCCGGGUGAAGCAAUUGGCACGUGUGGCUGGCAGGGCUGCACGUGCAGAUAAGGGCUGGUGGUGAGUCACCCUCACCAGCCGCACGCAGCCCCCCAAAAAUAUCAGCAGCUGUUUAAAAAUAACUGAGGUGGUGUGGGGCUUGGACAGUCAUGUUUUCCCACCCUCUCACCACCAGCGGCCUCCUCCUCGGUGUGAAAGGAACAGCACAUAGGGUGGGGAUUUAAAUACCCCACCACCAACCCUACGCAUCCCGCUCAGCAGUGCCUUAAAGGGAUGUGACAUUAGCCGCCCUGCGGCACCAUCCAUUUCCCUCUACCCCCUCUGGGGGCUUUGGUGCGUGGGGACCCCUCUCCCCUUUGCAGCGAGGCAGGAUUUCUGUACUUUGGCAGUGAAUUGUAUGGGAUGUGCCCACGUGUGGGGGGGUGUAUGGAUUUUUGAAUGGAAGGGUUUCUAUUCCACUUUUGAUAUGUAAGAAAAGCAAUAAAGAAAUCUCUAUGGAAA
Dermochelys coriacea (leatherback sea turtle) is the source of this 2498-nucleotide messenger RNA. It is a transcript of the gene SERPINE1, whose product is annotated as serpin family E member 1. Bases 107 to 1306 code for a protein of 399 amino acids. The transcript has 9 exons. Gene Ontology annotation, biological process: negative regulation of vascular wound healing; negative regulation of endopeptidase activity; negative regulation of plasminogen activation. The record is from RefSeq and is a predicted model, not a curated record. Gene Ontology annotation, molecular function: serine-type endopeptidase inhibitor activity. NCBI's taxonomy places the organism in Eukaryota, Metazoa, Chordata, Testudines, Dermochelyidae.